GUUCUAGCAGCGAGAGCGAAAGCGAGAGCGAGGUCGAGACCAAGAAGCCGGCCAAGGAGGGCGCGAAGGCAUCUAAAGACACUGCUAAAGCUAAGCCUGUCGAGUCGUCCGAGUCCGAAUCUGAAUCUGAAUCCGAUUCUGAGUCUGAAUCAGAGUCCGAUGAGUCGGAUUCGGACUCUGACGAAGAGUCCGCCGAGGACAAAGUUGCGAAGAAGACCGGAGUCAAACAGGCUAGCGAGGACAGCGAGGAGUCUGAAUCCGAGGCUGAAUCUGAGUCCGAGUCAGAGGCCGAGUCCGAGUCCGAAUCUUCCGAAAGUGAGGAUGAGGCUCCGGCCAAGGUCAAGAAACCUGAGCAGCCCGCAAAGGUCAAUGGGGCCAAGGUUCGUCGACUUCGAUCACUUCUCUGAUCACACUGCUAACGACGUUAGAAACCUAAGGAAUCUGCUUCCGAAGAGUCCUCUGAGGAGGAGUCUGAAGAAGACUCCGAGUCAGAUGAGGAUUCAUCUGACGAGUCUGCCUCCGUAG
Molecule: messenger RNA, 525 nt
Organism: Rasamsonia emersonii CBS 393.64
Lineage: Eukaryota; Fungi; Ascomycota; Eurotiomycetes; Eurotiales; Trichocomaceae
Exons: 1
Source: RefSeq, a predicted model, not a curated record